This is a messenger RNA of Polychytrium aggregatum, 597 nucleotides long. RefSeq names its product Septin-type guanine nucleotide-binding (G) domain-containing protein. Gene Ontology annotation, cellular component: septin complex; microtubule cytoskeleton; septin ring. The record is from RefSeq and is a predicted model, not a curated record. Gene Ontology annotation, molecular function: GTP binding; molecular adaptor activity; GTPase activity. The transcript has a single exon. The annotation marks the transcript as partial. NCBI's taxonomy places the organism in Eukaryota, Fungi, Chytridiomycota, Chytridiomycetes, Polychytriales. Gene Ontology annotation, biological process: cytoskeleton-dependent cytokinesis.
AUUCUCCGCUAUCUCGAGGCCCAGUACGAGGCCACCCUUCUCGAAGAGUCCAAGGUCAAGCGCAACCCCAAGUCGCCCGACUACCAGACUCACGCCUGCCUCUACUUCCUGGAUCCCCAGCUCACCCACGCCUGCGGCGGCCUCACUCCCAUCGACCAUCUUGUCCUCAAGGAGCUCUGCCCCCGAGUCAACAUCAUCCCUGUCAUUGCCAAGGUCGAUCUCCUGACUGUCCGCCAGCUCAAGUCGCUGCGUGCCUCCAUCCUCAAGGACAUUGAGGAGCACGACCUCAAGAUCUUCAACUUCCCCGACGACCCCGAGGAGGAGGACGAGGAGAUGGCCGCCAUCAACGCCGAGCUGCGAUCGUUUGCUCCCUUUGCCGUCGUCAAUUCGGAGGAGGAAAACGGCCAUGUCGGCCUGAUCAUCGAGAACGAGCGUAUCCUGUGCCGUCAGUACCUGUGGGGCCUCGUCGAGGUCCAGAACGAGGACCACUGCGACUUUUUGCGUCUCAAGCAGGCUGUCUUUGGCACCCACAUGAACGAGCUGCGGGUCACCACCAGAGAAAUCUUCUAUGAGGCCUGGAGAACCGAGAAGCUGCUG